UUCCAAAAUAACAAUCUCCGUCAACCGGGGUACCGGACCUGGCAAAACGAAUACGCCCAUUGGUGAGCUGUCACUUUUUGAAGAUGCGAGCUGCUAUCAGCUAACCACAAUUUUCACCAGUGGCGGUUAGUAAAAUGUACCGGACUGGGCACCCGAACCUAGAUAAACGUUGGUCUUUACAAAACCGCCCACUGUUUGGGGGCGAAAAAAAGUAGGAUAGAGGCACUAGAGGCAGCUGUCGAAAGGCUAGCUAUCGUAAGCUAACAAUAUAUAGUAGCUAGCUUGCCAUGUUGUUGUUACUGGGGAAAUGAAAGGGAUCCUCUCUCUCUUCACUUGCGAGAAAUGUGGAUCAAUUGUCAACACUUUGAUAGCUAGCUUUCUAAUGUUGUAGGUUAUAGGAUAGGUAGCUAGCUAGAGCUAGCUCACCAUGACUCACUCUUCCUAACGCGCCCGGAGAGAAUACAGUCAGUGUGACAACAACGGAGGCUAACGUUCGCUACCUGGGUACAACGGGAAAAGUCCAGCAUCUUUGACAUAUGACGGUACCACUCAGCUGGAGAGAUGUACUCACCAUCUAGAAAGGACUUCAUCGCGUUGACCCUCAGUGACCAACACAGCCGCAGCUACAACAACGGAAAGCACCGCCGCCAGUCCUGCUGGAGGAAGUGGAAGCAGCUGUCUCGGCUGCAGCGCAGUCUCAUCCUCUUCCUGCUAGCUCUGCUGCUGAUAUGUGGACUUCUCUUCUACCCAAGCUUCUCAGAGCAGUGGGGAGGCAUGUCGGACAAGGCGGUAAGGGAGGACUGGGAUGAAGACUGGGAAAGAGGCUUGAAACCCGUCCCUCCAGGGGUAAACCCUGUGGCUGGCCCAGCUGGAGGUCCGGCAGUGGGCCUGGCUGGUGUAGCAGUCGGCCCAGAGUUGGACCCAGGGUUGGGUCUAGCUGUGGCUCCAGGACUCAUACCAGAGGUCAUUCCAGAACCCCGGAGGCCAAAGGUCCCCUCUAUACCCAAACCUCCAGCCAAGAAGAGACCAUUCCCCAACAAGAGAGGCCCUCCAAGCCUGCAGAAGGAGCGGAAUGUAUCAGAUUCACUGGUAAAACCAGCUGAGAAAGUGCCAGUGGAGAAAGCUGAAGAGAAGGAGGGAGAGAAGCCUCUUGUCAGCUGGCGAGGAGCCAUGAUCGAGGCUAUCGAGGCUACAGAACCCCCACCCUCUGCCCAUGAGAAGGAUUUCGCUGUGCCUCCUGUGCCAGUCAACCCUGAGGACACAGCCCCACUGGCACCAGUUUCAGUGAAGCCUGUGGACAGGCUGGAGAUGGUGCGAGAGGCCUUUAGGCAUGCCUGGAAGGGCUAUAAGGAGUUUGCCUGGGGUCAUGAUGAGCUCAAGCCUGUGUCUAAGUCCUACGGGGAGUGGUUUGGCCUGGGCCUGACUAUCAUUGAUGCUCUGGACACAAUGUGGAUUCUGGGACUGAAAGAAGAGUUUGAGGAGGCGAGGAAGUGGGUGGAGACUGAGUUGUCAUUCUCUAAGAAUGUGGACGUGAACCUGUUUGAGAGCACCAUCCGGAUCCUGGGAGGCCUGCUAAGCACCUACCACCUGACUGGCGAUGAGAUGUUCCUGGAGAAGGCUAAAGAUAUUGGCUUGAGGUUGAUGCCUGCUUUCAAAACCCCCUCCAAGAUCCCCUUCUCUGACGUGAACAUUGGGAAGGGCACGGCCCACCCCCCUCGCUGGACGUCCGACAGCACCCUGGCCGAGGUCACCAGUGUCCAGCUGGAGUUCAGAGAGCUCAGCCGUCUCACCCAGGACCCGCAGUUCCAGGAGGUGGUGAAUGAGGUGAUGAGGCUGGUCCAUAAGCUGCCAGGGAAGCAUGACGGCCUGGUGCCCAUGUUCAUCAACACCAACAGCGGCCAGUUCACCCACAAAGGAGUCUUCACCCUGGGGGCCCGGGCUGACAGCUACUACGAGUACCUGCUCAAACAGUGGAUCCAGGGAGGCAAGACUGAACCAGAUCUGUUGGAGGACUACCUGGAGGCGAUAGAGGGGGUCAAGAAGCACCUGCUGAGAACCAGUGGCCCCAGAAAGCUGACCUUCGUAGGGGAGCUCAACCACAAUCGCUUCAACCCCAAGAUGGACCACCUGGUGUGUUUCCUGCCUGGCACGCUUGCGCUGGGUGCCCACAAUGGGCUGCCGGAGGAUCACAUGGAGCUGGCCCUGCAGCUGAUGGAGACGUGCCACCAGAUGUACAUCCAGAUGGAGACGGGCCUGAGCCCCGAGAUCGCCCACUUCAACCUGCAGCCCUACGACGGGCGAGACGUCGACGUCAAGCCUGCAGACAGACACAACCUCCUGAGACCAGAGACCGUGGAGAGUCUGUUCUACCUGUACAGGUUCACUAAGGAGGCCAAAUACAGAGACUGGGGCUGGGACAUCCUAGAGAGCUUCAACAGACACACCAGGGUGCCAAGUGGAGGCUACACUUCCAUCAGUAAUGUGCGCGACCCCGUGAACCCGGGUCCGAGGGACAAGAUGGAGAGCUUCUUCCUGGGGGAGACGCUCAAGUACUUCUACCUGCUGUUCUCAGACGACCUGGAGCUGCUCAGCCUGGACAAGUACGUGUUCAACACAGAGGCCCACCCACUACCCAUCUGGCAAUUGCCCCCUGUCUGAGACAGGAGGUGAUGUCAUAGAGAAGUAGCCUACCAUGAGAUCCCAGGAUUUGAACUUUCUAGCUGUUGCCUUCUCAAGGGAUCCAGCUUGACUCACUGUGCACAGUAGAAGACAAACUCGUCAAUGGGUUUUCAAGUGGAGAGAUUUUCCUUGGGUGGGGUUGGGGG
Messenger RNA from Oncorhynchus masou masou (cherry salmon), 2825 nucleotides. It is a transcript of the gene man1b1a, whose product is annotated as mannosidase, alpha, class 1B, member 1a. Gene Ontology annotation, biological process: mannose trimming involved in glycoprotein ERAD pathway; carbohydrate metabolic process. NCBI's taxonomy places the organism in Eukaryota, Metazoa, Chordata, Actinopteri, Salmoniformes, Salmonidae. Bases 562 to 2658 code for a protein of 698 amino acids. The transcript has 14 exons. Gene Ontology annotation, cellular component: endoplasmic reticulum; membrane. Gene Ontology annotation, molecular function: calcium ion binding; mannosyl-oligosaccharide 1,2-alpha-mannosidase activity. The record is from RefSeq and is a predicted model, not a curated record.